AUGGCACCAGAAACACGCUCUCGAGGUGUUCCUCCACCGAGCCGAGUGUACAACUCCUCGCCCGCCCUUCAGCAGGUACAAUUUCCUGCGCGACGAAAGAAGAUACGCCGUUAUGGUGAUUCAGACCGCCGGAGUCUAAAGCAGCAAACAUUAACCCAGAUCGACUUUGUCUCAAGUUUUGACGAAGACGAUGUGGUGGCUCUAAGCAACAGCGAUGACGAUAUUCAAGGUGGCGACGGAGAAUCGGAAGAUAAGGAGAAUAUGAACCCGAAUUUGGCAGACGAGCAAGACGAAAACGUACGAGAAGAGGAAGAAGAAGACAAAGAAGACGAUGAACCUAUUUCAAGAGGGAGAAAGCGCUCAGCGCCAUCGACCAAGGAGAGCAAGAAGCGACGACGAACAAUGGGUGACGAUACAGAUAAAGUUGUCAAGGCUAGAAAGGACGAUAAGUCACGACGCAAGACCUUGGGUGAUAUACCUGUUUCUUCGAAUUACCAUACACAAACUCUUACGCAGUUCUUGGGCCAUCAGACGUCAUUUAUCGCUGAUUCGGAUGACGACCUCGAACCGGACAGGGACGGUGGAGAUGAUGGGUUUCUUUCGUGGUUAGGUGAACCUGGAAGUCCCAGUGCUGGGCGUGGCAGACGGGACUUUUCGUUGCCGGCGGUGAAGCAGCGUCAUGACGCGGCGGCUGCCUCUACGGGAGCAGGUAUAAGCAUGUCUCGUGAGGAUUCUGUCAUUCCUCAGACCCCUGCGAAGAAGAGCACCACUAUUCGCUUCAACAUUCCGUCUGGGGGGCUGCAUUCUCCUGGUGAGAGGAUGAUUGAUCGCUACGGGGCCCCAGAUCAGCAAGAUUCACCGUUGAAGAACCAUACGUCGCCUGUGAACCAACCUCUGUCAGAAUUGAUUGGGGAACCAAGACGUGCGACACCUAGAGUCGCAAAACAACCUUCUCUGGUUAUUGAAGAUUCGUAUGACACGGAAGGGUGGACCACGCCCAGUAAGAGUCAAGUGAGAGAAUCACAAAAGGGGACACCAACGCCUGUGCGGGCUUCUUUCGGCACGCCAUCGAAACUGAACCCGGUGGGAGAUAAAGGCACGCCGACGAAGGGGAGAAUUUCGAGACGAAAGACGCCAUCACCGAAAAAAGUAACCAUUGCGGGUGUGUAUGAGAUCCCGGACUCGGAUGAAGAUGACGAUGGGUUUGGCGAUGAAGAUGAUGAGACGGAGGCUGGUGUGCAGGGCGAGAUUGCAGAGGAGGCAUACGGCGCUGGCGCUGAGACACAGAUUGUAAUGAGUGAGAUUGCGUCUACGGAUGGGAGGCGAGAAAGCUGCGAAGAUGUUGUGCCUUGUUCGACGCAAACCUCAAAACAAAAUACGCAGAACAAAUCGGCGUCCGCAACCGGGGUUGCACCACCACCGACAGCAAACCAAGCCGACGUUCCAUCUUCACCACCAACCUCAACGCUGCCACGACCUGCGCCUAUCCGCAAACCUCUGCAUCAUCCUUCUGGCCACACACAAACCCAAAGUCAGCCAUGGGAAUCCCAGCGCGUCCCUGCAUCUAUUCUGCGGUCCCUUCCCACCCCAACUGCCAGAUCCGAUAUCCUCCUCCGUAUCUCAACCACAUCCCUCGACACCCUCGUAAGGGGACAUACGCUCUUCGUCACCACAAAGUUUAAAGUUCCUUCACAAGUCGUGCGGUUCUGGCUGUUCGAGAACCACCUCCUCCGAUACAUGGCCACCAUCGAACCUGGCCAACAGGUCCAACCGACUAGCAGCUCCUCGUCACAAGGAGAGUGGAAGUUCCAUGCCUCACAAGUAUACGAGUUGAAUAAUCCCGUUUGCGAAGAUGACAUGCGUGAAGAAGGAUGGCUCAAUGGCCAGUUCGCUCGCUACACAUACCUCCCUCCCGCUGUUGUCGGACAAUCACUAUGGAACCUGAGGCACGCCAUCUUCGGGGACGCAAACGACCAGCAAAUCCCCAGUUCUCCAUUCAAACCGAGUUCCCAGCCUCAGCCCGAACACAGCAAGGACAACGCUCAAGAUCAACUCCCCAAUUCAACACCACCAGGCAGCAUGACGGUAUCACAACAAAUCACUGCCCAAAUCCGCAGUGACAUAGCAUCUUCCACCCAGUUCCCAACAUCAGACGAUCUCGUCCCAUCAACCCCCGACUUCAAUGAAACUCUCAAACCCUCUUCCUCGAGAACGACUCUCCCUCCCUUCAGUGCUUCAAAAUCCAAAGCUGUUCGGCCUUCCCAGGCAACCACGGUCUCACAGCCCUCCACACCCGAGAAGCAGACACAACAACCAUCAAGCAUGCCACCCCCUCCGCUGUUCAACACCUCCGACAACAGCAUUCAGUUUAUUGAAAGUGGCUCGCCGGGCAGUUUGCCAUUUCCUUCUUCCUUGGGAUCUACUUCGCAGCUCUUGACAAAGAGUCAGAUGCUGCCGGAUAGUCUGAUACGAGAUCAUGCCCCGCCCGAACAGCCUGAGAUUUGGGACUCUGAGGACGAUGACGCUCCUUUAUAG
Pochonia chlamydosporia 170 is the source of this 2535-nucleotide messenger RNA. RefSeq lists its product as hypothetical. The coding region runs from base 1 to 2535 and encodes 844 amino acids. Lineage: Eukaryota; Fungi; Ascomycota; Sordariomycetes; Hypocreales; Clavicipitaceae. The record is from RefSeq and is a predicted model, not a curated record. The transcript has a single exon.